AUGCGUGCCACACUUGUUUUCGCGGCUGCGUCCUUCGCGACUGGAGCUAUCGCAGCUAGGUCCAUGGGCUACUGCCAAAACUUAGCAGGCGACGGCGGGGACAUCGGAAAGACGAGGUUCUGCUGCGACUCGCAGUUCGACUUCCGCUUUUCUGAGUCUGGCAUAUGUAACAUCCCUGCGGACUCCUGCGGUGGCAUCAGCACGUGCUGUGGUACUGGUUUCUACGUCUUCAACACUUGUCCCGACACGUUUCCUUGUGCGAACAGCGCGGUGGACAAGGUUUGUCCCAAGAACCAGUCGUGA
Messenger RNA from Colletotrichum abscissum, 303 nucleotides. RefSeq lists its product as uncharacterized. Bases 1 to 303 code for a protein of 100 amino acids. The record is from RefSeq and is a predicted model, not a curated record. NCBI's taxonomy places the organism in Eukaryota, Fungi, Ascomycota, Sordariomycetes, Glomerellales, Glomerellaceae. The transcript is spliced from 2 exons.